GACGUCACGGGCCUGCAGGGACGGACGCCGCGCUCCCGCCGCUGGAGUUUGCGGCUGAAAGUUUGUCGCGGCCGCUCGAUGUGAAGGAAUGUGAGGCGGCGAGAGCAGCAGAAGGAGAGGCACUGGGCCUUGAGCCUGUCGAAAAUUGAAGAUGGCUGCGCAAGUGCUCGAGCAGUCUGGUGGGACCAGUAUGUUUUCUCGCUCCACUGUUGGAAUUUCUUCAGAUGAGGAAAUAUGUGGCCUUAAUUAUCUUUCCAAGAAUGACUUGACAGCAGCACCACAGCUGGUUAUGUUGGCAAAUGUUGCAUUAACUGGUGACAUAAGCUGCUAUGACUACCAUGGCGAGGUUAGACAGAUGGCAGAAUUGAAAACGGUAAACAGCAAUUUAUCUGACAAUGAGGAUGAUUUGAGAACUGAUGUCAAUGAUGCUUUGCAAUCUGAAAGUCUAAGUGCAGAAGAACAAGCCCUGCCAAGUGUUGCAACAAAGGACAAUUCUGAGAGUUUUUCUCGAGACACUGGUGACUCAGGUACAGAUUCAACAGAAAUUGUAAAUCAGGAGAACUUGGCUGACAAGAGAAAAAAACCAAAACCAUUUCGCUGUCGCCCAUGCCAGUAUGAAGCUGAGUCCAAGGUGGAGUUUGUGCAUCACAUCAAAGUACAUAGUGCCAAAAAGUUUAUUGUUGAGGAAAAUGCAGAAAAGCAAACAAAAUCCAAAGUUCCAGAUCCUCUUCCUGAAGAAACUGAUAUUUCUAAAGGUCCCAUUCGUUGUGACAGAUGUGGGUAUAAUACAAACCGAUAUGAUCAUUAUUUGGCACAUCUAAAACAUCAUGACAAGGUUGGGGAGAACGAGAAAGUUUAUAAAUGUACCAUCUGCACAUACACUACGGUCAGUGAAUAUCACUGGAGAAAGCAUUUGCGGAACCACUUUCCUCGGAAGAUUUAUACUUGUUCACAGUGCUCUUAUUUCUCAGACAGAAAGAAUAAUUAUGUGCAGCAUAUGCGAACACACACAGGUGAACAGCCUUAUAAGUGUCCACAGUGUCCUUACUCAAGUUCUCAGAAAACUCAUCUGACCAGACACAUGCGUACGCAUUCAGGUGAGAAGCCAUUUAAAUGUGAUCAAUGUAACUACGUAGCAUCAAACCAGCAUGAGGUGACACGACACGCCAGGCAAGUUCAUAAUGGACCCAAACCUUUAACUUGUCCUCACUGUGAAUAUAAAACAGCUGAUCGCAGCAACUUCAAAAAGCACGUUGAGCUCCAUGUGAAUCCACGUCAGUUUCUGUGCCCUGUCUGUGAGUAUGCAGCUUCCAAAAAAUGCAACUUGCAGUAUCACAUCAAGUCUAAGCAUCCGCACUGCAGUGAUAUUACCAUGGAUGUGUCAAAGGUGAAGUUGCGCACCAAGCGAGUUGAGCUAGACAUUCCUGUUGCUAAAAUGGGAAAGAAAAUGUCAGACAAACUGCAACCUAAAAGAGCUGAGAAUCCAGAGGAGACGAUUGCUCCCAAAGAUGAUAAAAGUACAUCUGUGUCAAAGGAGCAAGGUUUUACCUCAAAGAGUCAAAGGAUAAAGACCCGAAGUCAUACAGUUUCUAAUAACAAGAUCCCAUCCAAAAAAAGGGAAACGAAUGCAGAGAAGAUCAAGAAAAUAAAAGGUAGCAAAAGAAAGGUUUGCUCAACAGAUGUGCCUUUGCAGGAGAAGUCUGUAGUUGAGACCCAUACAGAGGUGAAAAAGAGGAAAAUAUGGAAAACUAAAGAGUUUGUUGAACAUGAAACAAAGAGAAGCAAAGUCAAAUUAGAAAAGUCCUUGCACAAGAAAAAUCUUAAGUGCAAGCAAAGUCAGAAGAAAAACAAAAAGAAUAAAAAUACUCAUGUAAUUUCUGCUGAUGAUUCAGAAAAGAAUAAGAAACGGCGUGAACAUCAGCCAAAUCUGUUGAAAAAGAAAAGAGAUUAUUCCAGAAGCUCUUCAUUCAGUAAUCCUAGUACUGAAAAUGUGCAUGAGAGAGAUACCCAAGAUUCAGAAUCAAUGUUAGAUAUUCUGAUGACUGAAAUUUCAGUGAAUACUGCUGUUGAACAAAAUGAUAUGCAGUUUGUAAAAAGUACCUGUGAAAUAUUGUCAACAAUUUCAAAAGAGUCCCAAAUGUCUCCUGAUCAGUUAACUGACUCUAAGUCAAAGGAACACAUGUUUAUUGAAAAAAUGAACAAAAAUGAGUUUCUUUCUGUAGAAGAACCUCCUGUAGUUAACACAGAACAAAUUUGGAUUCCUUCUCAUAGUUCUGGGAAGAGAGAAUAUGUAACUAGCUCAUCCAAAAUCUGCAACACAGAGUCAAAAGUGAUGAGUGAAGAGUCUAACUUAACUUCUGAUUUUGAACAAGAAAGGGCUAUUCAGGUGAUCAAUAUUGAAUUUCCUAUAUCAUACAAUCAAGAUAAAGAUGAGAAUUGCACUGGUCACCAGAUGGAAGUCCAGGUUAAUGCCAAUGAGCAGGAGGAGGCCCAGGCUAUUGGCAUGCAAAUGGCCACCCAGACUAGCAUGGUUGAGCAGAUGGAGGUCCAGGCUCAUGCCAGUGAGCAGGUGGAGGUCCAGGCUAAUGGCGAAGAGCAGGUAGCGGUCCAGGUGAGCACGGUUGAGCAGGUGGAGGUCCAGGCUAAUGCCGGUGAGCAGGUGGAGGUCCAGGCUAAUGCCGGUGAGCAGAUGGCGGUCCAGGCUAAUGCCGGUGAGCAGGUGGCGGUCCAGGCUAAUGUCGGUGAGCAGGUGGCGGUCCAGGCUAAUGCCGGUGAGCAGGUGGCGGUCCAGGCUAAUGCCGGUGAGCAGGUGGCGGUCCAGGCUAAUGCCGGUGAGCAGGUGGCGGUCCAGGCUAAUGCCGGUGAGCAGGUGGCGGUCCAGGCUAAUGCCGGUGAGCAGGUGGCGGUCCAGGCUAAUGCCGGUGAGCAGGUGGCGGUCCAGGCUAAUGCCGGUGAGCAGGUGGAGGUCCAGGCUAAUGCCGAUGAGCAGGUGGAGGUCCAGGCUAAUGCCGAUGAGCAAAUUGAAGUCCGGGCUAAUGCCGGUGAGAAGAUUGAAGUCCGGGCUAACAUCUGUGAGCAGCUGACAGUUCAGGCUGACCAGAAAAUGUUGAAGUUUGCUAAUGUUCCAGCUAACCAUGAUAAACUCCAGGAUAGUGCUAAUGAAGUCCAGGAUAGUGAGACUAACCAGCACAAGCUCCAAUGUCGUAGUGAUAAGAUCCAGAAUAGCAAAGAGGAUCAAAACAAAAAACAGGACAAGUAUGAGAUGGUAGAAAUGGAUGAAGAUGAAGGUAUUCACAGCCAUGAAGGAAGUGAUAUCAGUGAAGAUUCAGAAGGAAGUGAUGAUUCUGGCCUAAAUGGAGCAAAGUCCAUUCCUGGCGACAAGACCAACAAAAGAACACUAGAAAAUGAUGUGGUGGAAGCUCCAGAGAGUUUUGUUUGCAUAUUCUGUGAUCGCAUGUUCAGUGUGAAAGGAGAGUUUACCAAGCACCUUAACCGCCACUUGGUAAAUGUGUACUAUCUUGAGGAAGCAACAAAAGGCCAGGAAUGAGCAGAGGCUUGAGAUUUGGCAAUCUUUCCCAGAAUAUUAAUAAUUGCUAUGAAGUGAUACAGUUCACAUUAGUGCAAUUGGAUUUGGGAUAUUUUGCUAAACACCUCAAUUGUUCAUUGCUGUAACUGCAUGUAUUUCCUGCUUUUUCAAGUUUCUGGCUAAUACUUCAGAGGUAGUACAACAGCAUUCAUUCACACAUGGUGGCUAAAUAUAUUAAUCAUGCUUUGUAGCAGUUUAAUCACCACUGAUUUUGAAUUUUCAUUGCACUAUUAUUACUCAAGAAAUUUAUUUCAUUUAAUCUAUUCUGUUCCACCCCAUUGUAAAUAUUGGUAACACUGGACAUUGAAUUUAUUUUGUUUUUACAUGACCCAGGGUUUAAGCUGAUACACAAUGAUUAUUAUAGCUGUUCAUAAUUUUAAAAAACUCAAGGUAAUGGUUGAAUGAAAGAAAUUAUGUCAGAUGUUUGAUUUGGAUAUUUCUAAUGGCAAUGUUAAAAUGAAGACCUCUCAAUGAGUAGUUUUGCAUUUCGUGGGCAUUUAAUGCAUCUGUACUGAAAGUGUAUUUUAAUUUUGAUGUACAAUGCGUGGAAUUAGCCCAUUUUCAUUGAGUUACAUUAACAAUAUUACAUAGUUUUCCCAUUUUAGUUUUGAAUCAUAACAAACAUUUUUACAUUGACAGUUCAGAGAGCAUUCUCAAGGUAACAUGUUAAAAUAUCCUGCUUUUCAUUCAAGUCACUGAAGUGAGCACUUUGUAAGAUGAUAUCACAUCUCAAAUAGCUAAUGUUACAGGCCAUGAAAUUGUUUUAGGAGUUUGUAGCAAACAGUUCUCAGCAGCCACAGAGGAAAAUGAUCCAAUAUGGUGCUUUACAGCUUAUAAAAUUGCACGAUAUAAUUAAUCAACUAUGCAAUAUAAUUAAAUAGUAGUAGUUUAUAUAUAGUAAUGUUUUUUUCUGUAUCAUGUUUUUAUAUUUGUAUGUUUAACCAGCAUUUGGGACUUGACGAUUAACCAAACCACUGUGCCACAAGCUGUUUGGGGGAAAUUGUCCUGGUAAAAUGCUAAAAUAUGUUCCAUCUGUAUUGAACAUUGACACAGUUUUCAAAAGGUGAAUGUCAAGCACCCCAAAUAAGCAGAGGUGUAAAAAUCGCUGUCUUGCAUCCUUUUUUAGCUGAAGAGCUAUAUUUCAAUUAUGCUCUCUUGCUGGCAUUCUGUGCUGUAGCACGUAGAGCUUUUGGCAACCUGGAUUUUCCUUGUGGCCAUUUGUAGAUCGGUUAUUAUAAAUGGAAUUGAUUUUGUCCCAAUUUAUUGAGGUCAUCUGUUUCUAAUUAGUGCACCAAGUAUAAUGGCCUUUUCUUUAUACAAGGACCUUUCGCAGUUUUGAUGUUGCACUCAAUUCUUAGCUCCCUGUGUACACAUUGAUGAUUUUGUAGAUCUGGCAGAAUUAUUGGAAUGCAACGCGUUGAAAGAUUUGCUCACCUCUGAUCUACUUAGUUUGUGAGUUGAUAUGGCCAAAGAACACAAAUUACUGUGAUUACCAUGUGUUUUUUUUCUUCUGACUUGAUGAUGUGUAAACUGUUUGGAGUAGCCACUUUCGUUAAAGAAUAUGGAGAACAGUUUAAAUGCUGAAAAGCAUUUUCUUUGCUUUGACAAUCAUGUUGACAAACUCAUUGUAUAUCUGUGAUCAAAUUACAUUGAUUUUUAACUGUAAUUUGCUUCAUAUAGUUUGUGGUACUCUCUAUAUAAGUUUUUGAAUUCAUUUUAGUAACGUACUAAAAUUUGAUUACAGUUAAAAAUCUGUGAUAUUACAGUUUAAAUAAUGAAUGCUGUAAGAGGUCUGGAGGGUCUGCUCAUGCUAAUAUGAAGCAUGCUUGUCCUUUUCAGUUCUAGAAUACUACUUAGCAUCCUCAUUUUGGUACUAAAAUGCUAAUGGAUACACCAGCAACCCAGUAUUUCCUGUGGUAGGUAGGUAGCACACGGCAAUUAUACAGAUAAAUAUUAUUUGUUUAACAUAAUUAGAAACUGCAGUUUGUCACAGUGGAAGAUUUGUGUCCAAUGUUGAAUCUUGCUCACCCUCUAUAAAAGCCAAUUGAACAGAAUUGGUUAGUUGAAGUGUGAUUUUUUUUUUAAAAGAAAAUUACUUUCCAAUUCCAAAUUUACACGCUGUGCAAAAUGGCAAUAGCAUAGGGUAAGAAGGAAAAAUCCACCGUUCUUACUACUGAAUUCAGCAAUAAGCUUUGAUUUUUUUUUGCCUGCUCCCUGGUAAUGAGAUCAUGUCACAAGACUAGUGACAAUGCUGUAAACUUUAUUCAAGAACAAACCUUCCACUAUAAGGGAGAUUUUUGUGUCCUAUAUCCAGGUGCAUUGUUUCACUUGGGCACAACAAAAAUCAAAAGGAUUGGAGUAGGUGUGAAAGGAAUCUUGCCUGUUUUUCUGAUUGUUGAUGAUGAUCAGUAGAUUUCGGAAAAUCUGCACACGUUCUACUGGGCAGCCAUUAAUUAAUAAAAGUCUUACAUAACCAAGUGUGAAAUCUGAUCUCUUCAGUAAUGGACAGCAGCUUGCCAAAAUUGUAAUUUUGUUGUUUAACUACAAAAAAAUUAUUAAAGACAAAAUAGUUUGCAUAAUCAAUAAUUAUCUCUGCGCUCAAAAUCUUGAUCCAUUGUAAGAAUGCUGAGUGCGGCCUGCUAAAUAUCAGAUUUUGAAGGUCUUACAAAGUGUUGAAUGUAUGCACUUUUCUGUGUAAUAUUAAAAAUAUCAGAUGGCAUCUCUAGAUUUUUAAACAUGUUCAGUUUCUAUUCAAACAUUUGAAUUACAGUUGCCAACAACAGCCAAGAAAUUCCUGUAGAUUUAGCUUUUCUGUUAAUGAUACUCUGCAGUAUUGUCGGUAUUAUUAGAAUCUUAGAGCCCAUUGUGUCAGUGACAACUGAAAAAUUUAACUCUUCCCAUUCUCCUGUUAGUUCCCCACAUCUUUGCAUAUGUUUAUUUGCAGGUAUCCAAUAUUGAAAGUUACUAUUGAAUCUUUUCCACCAUUUCAGGCAGUGUGCUUUAGAUUAUAACCAGUAUAAAGAAAAUGUUCUUCCUUUUAGCCCUGUUUCUUUUGCCAAUUAUCUUAAAUCUGUGACCUCUGGAAACAGCCUUCAGCCAGUGCAGCAGAGUUGAUGAGGUGAAACUAUCGAAUACAUCUUCUAAAGCAGUUUGGGUAGCAAGGUUUGUAAGACAACAACUGUGUCAAAGAAGGGGAAGUGGGGUGUUCAUGGCUCAGUUUAUGAAUCUGUUCAGAAUUCAAAAAAAUCCAACUGCUACUUCUAAUGUACUCAUGGUGAUCGUAUUUGAUACAAAGCAGAUUCAUUUAUGUGCUGGCACUGGAAUUUACCAGGAAAGGAUGAGAAUUGAAUGAGAGAUUGGCAUAGCAGUGUAAUUGCUAAAUUCUUGUUGAAACAGAAUGUGUAAUGGAAUAAAUGACAGUUCCUUUGUAAUCAGUUUGCCAAUAAAAUUGGUUGGAAAAGCAGAGCACUUAAACUGCAUUAAAUCUGAGAGCACAACAGCUGUUGGUCCUUGACAUAAAGAAUAAUAACUUCAUGUGACAGUUGUUCCUGUGCUCUUUUCCACAAUGAAGAGCUAAGCCACGUAGUCCAGAGUGAAUUCAGUUUUAAUUCCCAGUCUGUGAUAUAGUGGAGACUGUUUAAAUACUUAAAGGCCUUGAGGGAAGAAGGUUUCCUCGGAUUGUUGCUUCUGAUCUUUUGUGAAAUACGUUGGUGCUGAUGUCAGGUGAGGAAGGAAUUACAUUUGGCCCUUGCAGUGAAGUUAGUGAUUUAGUUUUCAACAAACUGAGGAAAAUAACAUGUGUACUACUUAUCUUAAAACUUCACUGCAACAGGGUCUGGUGGUAUUGUAUGUCAUUUCAAAAUAUUUGUUGAUUUCUGAACUGUAAAAUGUUUGGUAGAAAAUGGAGUAUCAAGUCCAAGAACUUGCAUUUUUGACUUGGUCUUCAAUAUCUUCAUGUAGGCAUUGUAAAAUAUAACAAAAAAAAAUUAUGUUUUGGUCUGCAGUUAGUCACCGUUAACUUCACUUUGCCAGCAAUAACCUGAAGGAGCUUCUGUUAUUUGGGAGGCAGGAGAGAUCAUAUUAUUUAGUCUUGGUGGGGGAGGAGAGGAAUCAUACAAUUAUCCAAGUUGUAGAAGGAAUAUUUAACAAGAAAUAUUUGUUGACUCAUUUUAUGCAUUCUCUGGGUGUAGGUAUUGCUGGUAGGAUCAGCAUCUGUUGACCAACCGUGUUCUCCUUGAGAAACUGGUGGUGAGCUGCUGUCUUGAACUACUGCAGUCAUUAUGGUAAUAGUCCACCUUCUCUGAGGGUAGAAUAAUAUCAUCAGAACAUCAUAUGCAGUCUUAGCACACGUUACAUUGCAUACUAAAUUUGCCAUGUUUGUUGAGUGGUUAGAAAUGAAGUAUGACAUAUGAUUACAGAGAUACCAAUGAGGAUGGAUAGCUAAUGACAGCAGGCAGGAACACUACAGAAAACCAGUAGGCUAAUAUUUAGCUUUGAGCAACGUUUAAACUGGAUAACUGCCAGAAUAACAAGCAGCAUGCAGAUGCUAUAGUAGUCACUGCUCUAAGAGACCUCUACAGCAUGAUUCACAAAAUAUUUUGGCUGUUCUGUACAAAAGCACUGCCAUUGGUGCUGGAUUAAAAUGGAAGCUUAUUAGUAAUUCAGAAUUGUUUUACAGCAUUAUCUGUGCAAUACUUCUGUUUUUCUGAAGAUACCAAAGUUUAAUAGAUAACCUACUACUGUACUUCACUCUUUUCAGAAUAAUAAAUAGAAUUUUGAUUUCAAGGGUAAAUGUUUGUCAAAGAAAAUGACUCCGACAGUUGUGUUGGACAGAAUAAAACUGUCACAGUUUUAGUACAAAGACUAUGUGUAUAAAGAGGAUAUUUUUCACUAUUUGCCAUUUUGUUAACUAAAGUUAAAAUGAAAACUAAUUUCUUUCUGUAACUUUCUAAAAAGCAUCAUAGUAUUUAGCAAAAUGUUUGCUGCAUUAAAGUUUUGAGAGCUCAA
Molecule: messenger RNA, 8593 nt
Organism: Chiloscyllium plagiosum (whitespotted bambooshark)
Lineage: Eukaryota; Metazoa; Chordata; Chondrichthyes; Orectolobiformes; Hemiscylliidae
Gene: rest
Product: RE1-silencing transcription factor
Biological process (GO): positive regulation of transcription by RNA polymerase II
Cellular component (GO): nucleus
Source: RefSeq, a predicted model, not a curated record